AUGCAGGCUUGCUCUAUGAUUGUUUUUGCUGCUAGACAACAAUGGGAUGAGUCUGAAACUCAGAAUGACGAGUAUUCAGUUUGUCACGCUUCAGGUUGUGACGCAACUGAUUUCGUUAUCCUUCUCAACAACAAAAAAUCACCAUUUGCCAAAGGCACAGGUUUUGAAAUUAAUGGUCCAUGUGCAUGGUCGCCACUGUGGCUUCCAGUUCCAAAGGUCGAAUCUCUCUUGAUGACUUAUAGUAACGUCAUAGCAACCUUGGAUGUGCCAUCAGCCUUGGUUCGUGUUUAA
Messenger RNA from Dovyalis caffra, 291 nucleotides. NCBI's taxonomy places the organism in Eukaryota, Viridiplantae, Streptophyta, Magnoliopsida, Malpighiales, Salicaceae. The record is from the annotation of a GenBank genome assembly.